AAUUCUAAUAAUAUCAAUGCAGUCGUGUCUUGAAUAGAAAAAAUAAAAUAUAAUUUUAAUUUUAUAUUUAAAUAUGUUAGAAUAAGUUUUGAUAAUGAAUAGGACGAUAGUGAUUUUCCACAUACUUGUCUCUACGAUUACCAUUGCAAAGUCGAUAGAUGAAGCAACUAUUAAAGCUGAAGAUGAUAAUCGUGAAAUUGCUCUAAAUCUGUGGAGUGCUGAUGGGAAUUUUUCAUUAACUACUAAUGAUGAUGUUCUAAAAACUAGUGAUAUAAAUAAUAUGUACACGCCUUUGGAAACAAAAGUAGCUAAAAACCGUUCUUUAAAAGAAGAGAUAGACAAUGAUAAUUUUAGUAAAGCAGAUAUUAAUAAAGAGAAUCAAGUGAAAUCAAAACCAAACGAAAGUUUGGAAUAUAAAAAAAGUGGUGAUGAUGACAAAAUAGGCGAGAAAACUAAAGCUACGAGAAGAUCAGAAAGUAAAGAUGUACCAAAAAUAUUACCUGCUUCUAAAGUGGAAGACAUUAAAUCUACUUAUGGCAAAGAUGUGACUGAAUUAAUAGAAAAAAACAAAUCGUCCUCUGAGGUAGAAGAUGUUAAACUUAAUGAUGGUAGAGAAAAAAGCCAAUCGGUAGAUAAAAGUAACCCUCCUCCCAAAACAGUGGUAAUUAAAUCUAAAGACGAUAAUCAAUCAGUAGAAAAAAAUAAAUCUUCGUCUAAAGAAGAAGACUUUAAAUCUAAAGAUGCUAAAGAAGAAACGAAAUCAAUAGAAAAAAGUGUACCUCCUCCUGAAGUAGAAGACGUUGCAUCUAAAGAUGGAAAAAAAGAAUCAAAAUUAGUAGAAAAUUUUGAUCAUAUAGAAAAUAAAAGAAUUAGUGAUAAGUUAAACGAUGUUGAUAGUACCACCACCACGACCACCGUAACACCUUUUACAUCCGAAGAGAGAAACACAGAUUAUUAUUUAGAAAAUGAUUCUAAUGAUUCUAGUGAUAACUUUGCUCCUAUUGAGAAUUUUGAAAAAAAAAGAUUUCCAAUAAAUUAUGAAUCUAAUACAGCAUGGGAUCUGCUUGAUGAUAUGCUACCUUCGAGAAGAAUGUUUUCGCAACCUGAUGAUUUUAACAAAGAUUAUAAAGAAAAACCUAGCGUUAAAAAUUUUCAAAAUGAAGAUUCCAUUGAAGAAAUCUUUGGAGAAAAUGUUGUAACACCAAGGAAUUCUAAUCAACAUGUUUCCUCAAUAGCGCCGGUUAUGAUUUCACAGCUGCAGAGCAAACCAGUGAUACCACACACCCAUAUAUCUUUAUUACCUGGACGACGUUUGAUCGGGAAUAUUCCUAGAAUCCAUCCACCGUUUCCCAUUGAUUACAGAAGAUUAAAUCAAGCGAGAAAUAUUGAAGAUCGUCAAAAUUUACAACUCGAAACUGACCAUAGAUUUGAGAACAAUAAUUUUAGGAUAAAUCAAAAUAAUGAUUUUGAAAAACCAUACCAAUCUGACGUGAUCAAAGACGUAGAAGAUUAUAAUUCUAAAGAAGAAUCUAAUGCAUAUGCGUACGCACCUGCAGUUUCAGUAGCAUCUAACCCGUCGGAAGUAGCAAAUUCAUUAUUUGCCAAGUUAAUAGAUGCGUCUGAACAUCCACAGAGGCUAAAUCCUAAUUUUAAUGUACAACCCAUUCCAAACGUACCAUUUAAUAACAAUUUGUGGAAUAAUUAUUUUGCUAUACCUGUAUAUAAAUACGUAAAUGGAUUUUGGCGUUGACAUCACGUGCCAUAUCUUAAAUUCGUAGAUGAUAAUUGUUGCUUUCUGAUAAUAUUAUAAUACUACUAUAAAAUAGCGCAUUAAUUAAUUAUCUAUAAUUUUAUUUACUACCAUAAAAAUC
Molecule: messenger RNA, 1871 nt
Organism: Bicyclus anynana (squinting bush brown)
Lineage: Eukaryota; Metazoa; Arthropoda; Insecta; Lepidoptera; Nymphalidae
Product: cylicin-1-like
Exons: 3
Coding region: 95-1750 (551 amino acids)
Source: RefSeq, a predicted model, not a curated record